AUGUUGAAAUCUCGAUUAUUACCCCGUCCUCCUGUCUUAUCUGAUCCAAGAUUGUUGAAAACAGGAUCCAAGGCCAUUAUAUUGAUAUGUUUGGGUCUUUGUGCGAGUACAGCAGGAUUUUCUAGUACAAUUUAUUUUCCAGGAUUGCCUUAUAUUACUGCUGAUUUACAUGCACCUGCUAUUGCAACAACAUUGACAGCAGCUUUGUUUGUUUUAGCGAUGGGUAUUGCUCCUGUUUUUUGGGCAUCACUUUCUGAUUUUUAUCGAGUUCGUCGUAUUUUGCUCAUGGCUUCUAUGCUUAUUUUUGCAGCAGCAUCUCUUGGAUCAGCCUUCAUCAACAAUAUCUGGGGUCUUGUUGUACUCCGUUGUGUUCAAUCUCUUGGUGCUUCUUGUGGACAAUCUGUUGGUGCAGGCAUUAUUGCUGUAAGUGAUUGUUACGCUAUCGAACAAAGAGGUGCAGCUUUUGGUAAGUUCUUUUUUGGUGUCUUUUUUGGCCCAUUGUUAGGUCCUAUCAUUGGUGGUUUCCUGAUUAUGAGUGCUCUUUCGUGGCGUGCUACAUUUUGGUUCUGUUUCGCUUUUGCAUUGUUUAUCUUCACCUGUCUUUUCUUAUUCUUCCCCGAAACUUACCGUGAUAAUCAGAAAUACGAUAUGGUAUUACCUACCAGCACAUCUUCAAUCAGCGAUACUCUUGAUGAGCAACCUCAAAUUGAUGAAAACGGAAAAGAUGGGACGGUUACACAGAACGAGGAAAAGACUUUUGUCGCCCCUGUUAGAAAACCAGUGAACCCAUUUGGUGCUUUCAUUUUGUUAAAACAUCCAUUUAUCCUUUUAUCAGCUGUCAUUUCGGGUAUCGCAUUUGGCUGUAUGUUCGCUGUUGAAACUAUCAUUCCCGACUUAUAUGAAUCCCAUUAUGGAUUUAACUCAUGGCAAACAGGUUUGAGUUAUCUUGGUGCUGGCGUCGGUAACCUUUUCGGUUCUUUUGUUGGUGGUAUGCUCUCAGAUCGUCUCUUAAUGCGAUCCCGUAGACUUCGUGGCGGUAGAGCGGUUGUUGAAGAUCGUUUGACAGCUAAUCUCUGGCCUUGUUGUUUCAUUGUCAUCCCUUUUGGUAUUUUGCUUUUCGGUUGGUCAAUUGAACGUGGACUUACUGUCUGGGCUCCUAUCGUUGCAUUUGGUAUUCAAACAUUUGGUAUGAAUCAAGUAAUGACAUCUACGUCUGCUUAUCUUGUUGAUGCUAUCCCUGGUCAAGGAGCUUCUGCCACUGCCGCUGCUAACUUGGUUCGUAUGAUCUUGGCUUGUGCUUUGACCCUUGCUGCCAAUCCUAUGGUUGCAGCUAUUGGACCUGGAUACACCUGUGUCUUUUUGGCCGCAUUGAGUGUGAUUGCCUGUAUCUUAUUAGUCAUCCUUAAGCUCAAGGGUGAAGCAUUAAGAAUCAAAAGUGGUUACUAA
This is a messenger RNA of Mucor mucedo, 1446 nucleotides long. Its product is annotated as major facilitator superfamily domain-containing protein. The coding region runs from base 1 to 1446 and encodes 481 amino acids. The record is from RefSeq and is a predicted model, not a curated record. Gene Ontology annotation, molecular function: transmembrane transporter activity. Lineage: Eukaryota; Fungi; Mucoromycota; Mucoromycetes; Mucorales; Mucoraceae. Gene Ontology annotation, biological process: transmembrane transport. The transcript is spliced from 5 exons.